Molecule: messenger RNA, 1248 nt
Organism: Pterocles gutturalis (yellow-throated sandgrouse)
Lineage: Eukaryota; Metazoa; Chordata; Aves; Pterocliformes; Pteroclidae
Gene: ACOD1
Product: immunoresponsive 1 homolog (mouse)
Exons: 3
Molecular function (GO): lyase activity
Source: RefSeq, a predicted model, not a curated record
AUCUACAGCUCAGAUAUAUCCAGUACCAUCUGGGGCCACCUGGAUUUCCGACUGCCUCCUCUGUAUGCGGCUUUUGUGAAUGGAGUGGCUGUGCACUCAAUGGAUUUUGACGACACGUGGCAUCCAGCCACACACCCAUCCGGGGCUGUGCUUCCCGCUGUGAUUGCACUCUCAGAGGCCUUUCCUCAGAAAAAAAUCUCGGGUCUUGAUCUGCUCUUAGCUUUCAAUGUGGGAAUCGAAGUACAAGGCAGGCUUCUGCACUUCUCCAGCGAAGCCAGGAACAUUCCCAAAAGGUUUCACCCACCGACUGUGGUUGGUACAAUGGGAAGUGCAGCAGCUUGUGCUAAACUGCUAGCUCUUGACCAGCUGAAAUGUAAAAACGCUUUGGCUAUUGCUGCCUCCUAUGCAGGCGCCCCACUGGCUAAUGCAGCAACCCAAACGAAGCCCCUCCACGUUGGCAAUGCUGCCAAGCAUGGACUGGAAGCAGCUUGCUUAGCAUCACAGGGCCUUCAAGGAAACAAACAGAUCUUGGACAUGGAAUCAGGGAUAGGAGCCUUUUAUACAGAUUACAGCCCACAGACUCUGCCAACCUUGCAGUCCUAUCCCUGGCUGUUGGACCAGCAAGAUGUGGCCAUCAAACGUUUUCCUGCUCAUCUUGGAACACACUGGGUGGCUGAUGCAGCAUCUGCUGUUAGAAGGAAGCUUGUGGAGAGCAGUGACAACUUGCUCCCCCUUGAUAAAAUUGAGAAAGUCAUUCUCAAAGUCCCAGAGGUCAAAUAUGUGAACAGACCCAGCCCCACCUCAGAGCACGAAGCUCGACACUCCUUCCAGUUUGUUGCGUGCUCUGCUUUGCUGGAUGGCAGCAUGUCAGUCCAGUCCUUUGCUAGUGAGAACAUUCACCGGCCAGCGUUGCGAGAUCUUCUCUGCAAAACGCAGCUGGAGCACCCUCCUGAUAACACACCUAGCUUUGAGAGUCUUUACUGUGAAGUGAGUGUCACGCUUUGGGAUGGCAACACAAUCAGCGAUCGCUGUGAUACCUUCUACGGACACUGGAGGAAACCUCUGGAAAAGGAGGACUUGGAGAAAAAGUUUCAAGCCAAUGCCUCCAGUGUCCUGCCUGCAGAAGCCACAGAACACAUUAUAGAGACUGUGUACAAUCUGGAAAAAGUACAGGACUGUUCUAUACUAGGUACAUUUUUAUCAGGACAGUCAGCUAGAGCACUUUCAGAGAAGCUGCACUUCCUUUGA